Grosmannia clavigera kw1407 is the source of this 1305-nucleotide messenger RNA. RefSeq lists its product as uncharacterized. NCBI's taxonomy places the organism in Eukaryota, Fungi, Ascomycota, Sordariomycetes, Ophiostomatales, Ophiostomataceae. The record is from RefSeq and is a predicted model, not a curated record. The transcript is spliced from 2 exons. The coding region runs from base 1 to 1305 and encodes 434 amino acids. Gene Ontology annotation, cellular component: endoplasmic reticulum.
AUGAAGUUUCUCGCGGGCCUGGCAGUAGCUGCCUCCCUGGUCAGCUCUGCCCUCGCCGUCGACUCCAAAGACGCUGCUCCCGUCUACAUUCUCCGGAAGCAGAACGCUGCCGCCACCGCCAACUCGCCAGCAGAGCCGCCCCAGGUUCCCCGUCAGAUCUUUCGUCAGGUUCUCCUGCAGCGGUUACAGCUUGAAGAGGGCAGCGGCUUUCUCAACGAGCUUCCCACGGGCUACGAUGCCGAAGCCACACUCGACUUGAUCAGCCAAUACGGCCUCCCGACCCCCCCUCUCUUUUCCGAACACAAGGUAUCGCCCCCCCAGGUGGUCAUCCUGUUUGAGCGCGUCAAGGCCCAGCACGUCACCAGGCUACAGGCGGCACUUCCGGCAGCCUAUCGCCAGCCCAGCUUCGUCAUUGCCGACCCACCCUCCCAGAAGGCCAACGAGCACCUCAUCAACGAGCUGAAACAGGCCGGCAUGCGCGUCAAGCUCAGCAACGUGAUGUCUGAGAUCAGCUCCUUACCGGGACGGUACAAACUGAGCGAACGGGCCCAUGUUGGCCUUUAUGACUUGUCAGACGCCGAUGAAAUUCUCAUUUUGGAGCAGAGCAUGAACCAGCUCAUUUCCGACGUCGAGUCUGGAGCGGUCGAAGUCACCCUCGUGUUGCUGCCAGAGUCCAGCCGCAAGUCGAAGCUCAAGCACUGGACGAACACGGCUCCACGCACAAAGCUGGCCCUUUCCGACGAGUUGCGGGAGCUGCGAGAGAAGCAAGUCCGCGAGGCCAUCAAGUUCCGGGCUAGCGCGAUCGAGGAGCGCGAAGCCCAGUCGGAGUCUGUCAUGAUCGAGGAGGACAGCACCGACAGCAGCAGCAACAAGAAGGACGACGGCCGACAAUUCCUGCACGAAUGGGCUGCCACAACCCCGACGGCCAUCCCGGCCUGCUUCCAGUCGUUCAACUCGUGCGUGACGCAGACGGGCAACUGCAGCAGCCACGGCGUGUGCGUGGACAAGUACGCCUACAACAGCGGCGGUGUGGCCAAGGCAGACGGCGCGGCGUCGUGCUUUGUCUGCCACUGCUACUCGACGCUGAACCGGCCCGAGACCGAGGCUGGCGGCCUCAGCACGACGCAGUGGGCCGGAAACAUGUGCCACAAGAAGGACAUCAGCGCGCCGUUCUGGCUGCUGACCGGCUUCUCUGUCACUAUGGUCGGUGUCGUCACCUUUUCCAUCGCCAUGCUCUUCAACGUCGGCGAGGAGAAGCUGCCGGGCGUCAUUGGCGCCGGCGUCAGCGUCGGCCGAUCAAAGUAG